AUGGGCACAGUGAGAACCUUAAUUUCUUGUGCCACUAACUUUGGUUGGGCUUUGCAUCAGUUACAUGUAAAGAAUGCAUUCCUGCAUGGUGAUUUACAUGAGGAAGUUUACAUGGAGAUUCCACCUGGUUUCUCAAAGCCCGAGACAUCAAGAAAGGUAUGCAAGUUAAGGAAGUCUUUGUAUGGCCUCAAACAGUCUCCACGAGCAUGGUUUGAUAGAUUCAGACGUGCUGUGUGCAAUAUGGGAUAUAAACAGUGCAAUGGGGAUCAUACAAUAUUCUACCAGCACUCAAAUUGUCAGAUUACAAUCCUUGCGGUGUAUGUGGAUGAUAUUAUAAUCACCGGAGAUGAUGAUGUGGAAAUAUCACGACUGAAGAAGAGCCUGAGCAAGGAGUUUGAGGUAAAGGAUUUAGGCCAACUGAAGUACUUUCUUGGUAUAGAAAUUGCUAGAUCCCCUAAAGGAAUUGUUCUGUCACAACGGAAGUACGCUCUCGACUUGCUUAGUGAUACAAGCAUGCUUGGGUGUAGGCCUGCUUCAACACCUAUUGACCAGAAUCAUAAGUUAUGUGCUGAAUCUGGGGAACCGGUGGAUAAGGAGAAGUACCAGAGACUUGUUGGAAGGCUCAUCUACCUAUGUCAUACACGACCCGAUAUCUCAUAUGCAGUGAGUGUGGUGAGCAGAUACAUGCAUGAUCCUAGGAGUGGACACUUAGAGGCUGUCUAUCGAAUCCUCCGAUAUCUGAAGGGUAAUCCAGGAAGGGGGCUAUGGUUUAAGAAGAAUGGGCAUCUUAAUAUAGAUGGAUACUGUGAUGCAGACUGGGGAAGUUGUUUGGAUGACAGAAGAUCAACUUCUGGUUAUUGUGUGUUUGUUGGGGGAAACUGGGUGUCAUGGCGAAGUAAGAAGCAGCCAGUGGUGUCCAAAUCAACAGCUGAAGCUGAAUAUAGAGCUAUUUCACAAGGCUUGAGUGAGAUGUUAUGGGUAAGAAAUCUUCUCUCUGAGUUAAAGGUAAUAAGGAAGGAUCCCCUAAGGUUAUGGUGUGAUAAUAAAUCAGCUAUCAGCAUUGCUAAUAAUCCAGUUCAGCAUGACAGAACCAAGCAUGUCGAGAUAGACCGCUUCUUCAUCAAGGAGAAGUUAGAUGAUGGCAUAAUCAGGAUAAGUUAUGUGAGCUCUAUAGAACAAGUGGCUGAUUGUUUAACUAAGGGUUUAAGUGUCAAGGAGUGUAAUUCUGCGUGUGACAAGAUGGGAAUGAUAGAUAUCUAUCACCCAUCUUGA
Triticum aestivum (bread wheat) is the source of this 1272-nucleotide messenger RNA. RefSeq lists its product as uncharacterized. The coding region runs from base 1 to 1272 and encodes 423 amino acids. NCBI's taxonomy places the organism in Eukaryota, Viridiplantae, Streptophyta, Magnoliopsida, Poales, Poaceae. The transcript has a single exon. The record is from RefSeq and is a predicted model, not a curated record.